Messenger RNA from Psylliodes chrysocephalus, 1447 nucleotides. Lineage: Eukaryota; Metazoa; Arthropoda; Insecta; Coleoptera; Chrysomelidae. The record is from the annotation of a GenBank genome assembly.
ACGUCUUAUCUUGAUUAUUUACAUAAAAAAAAACAAAACAUGUUAUUUGUCACAUCUGACAAAAUGUUGACAUAAUUUUUGUACAAUCUAUACAAUAAUUUAUUUUUUAUGUAACAAAAUGGUUAACAAAAGUUUAUUGAACGUUAUAUUAGUCGGUUUGGGGUUUAUGCUGGUUUUUACAGCAUUUCAAACCAUGGGAAACAUACAGAAGACGAUUUUAGCAAGCGUACAACUCGACGAUCCCGACUUCGAUGGAAAGGCAUACUACAGUUUAGCAAUCAUUUAUGUGUCUUUUUCCCUAUUCAACUGGACUGCUCCUUCGAUUAUUAGUGUAAUAGGACCUAGAUUAUCUAUGGUUAUAGGAGCAGGAGCUUAUACGUUAUAUAUGCUUCAAUUCGUUGUACCGCAAGGAUGGUUAUUAUAUCUCUGCAGCGCUAUUCUUGGAAUAGGCGCAGCAUUUAUAUGGACAGGUCAAGGAAAUUAUUUAACCCUUAAUUCUACGAAAGAAAACAUAUCCAGGUAUUCUGGGAUAUUCUGGUGUUUGCUUCAAUUGAGUCUCUUCAUUGGUAAUACGUUCGUAUAUUUCACUUUCAGAGGACUAGAGGAAAUUAACAAAACAGUAAGAAUUUUCGUUAUAUUAACUCUCAGUAGUGUAGGAGUUGGGGGAUUACUGAUUUUACUAUUUCUACCAAAAGCUACUAGAGAUGACGAAACAGAAGCGACAGAUAAACCAGAAAGCCCUUGGUCAGCAUUUGUUGGUGCAGUGAAACUAUUUUGCACUUUCAAUAUGUUGUUGCUGAGUAUUACAUUCAUAUAUACAGGAUUAGAAUUAGGAUUUUGGAGUGGAGUGUACAGUUCUUGUAUUGGUUUUACUAAAGCGCUUCCCAAUCGUAAAGAGCUUGUCGGAAUGUCCGGUAUUUUUAUGGGACUUGGAGAAAUUAUUGGCGGCGGUCUUUUCGGCAUACUGGGAAAUAAAACAGUAAGAUAUGGUAGAGAACCUAUAAUUGCUGCAGGAUUCGUCAUACACGUUGCAAGUUUUAUAAUAAUUUAUUUAAACCUUCCUGAUGAAUCACCGUUUUUUGAUACAUUCGGGUGUGCUAUAAUUAGCAGCAGUCCUUUCUUAGCUAUUUUAUGUUCCUUCCUUUUGGGUCUAGGUGAUUCUUUUUAUAACACUCAAAUAUAUGCCAUGUUGGGAUCAGUUUAUGCUGAUAGCAGCGCUCCAGCUUUCGCUAUAUUCAAAUUUACCCAGUGUGUAGGAGCUUCUGCUAGUUUUAUUUAUGCCGAAUCUUUGGGAUUGUAUUGGCAACUUCGAAUUUUGUUGAUCACUGUUUUAAUUGGUACCGUAUCCAUCAUAAUUGUAGAAUUGAGAGUAAAAAAAUCGUCGGCCGAAUAAGUUUUUGUAAAUUUAUUGUAUACGUUAAUUUAUAUAUUUAUAAAAUAUAUUUUG